Nothobranchius furzeri (turquoise killifish) is the source of this 1402-nucleotide messenger RNA. RefSeq names its product D-amino-acid oxidase. Gene Ontology annotation, cellular component: cytoplasm. Gene Ontology annotation, molecular function: FAD binding; D-amino-acid oxidase activity. Lineage: Eukaryota; Metazoa; Chordata; Actinopteri; Cyprinodontiformes; Nothobranchiidae. Gene Ontology annotation, biological process: D-alanine catabolic process; L-proline catabolic process; D-serine catabolic process. The record is from RefSeq and is a predicted model, not a curated record.
GUCUCCUCCUCAUUCUGAUUGUGUUUUAGACCGAGGAGACGUGAACGCAGCAGCAGGCUCCGCCCUCCCAUGUGAUCCCCAGUGAGAAUUCCUGUGGUGGCCUGAAGCUGAUCUGAGUGCAGAGAUGCGGGUGGCAGUGAUCGGAGCUGGAGUCAUUGGCCUGUCAACAGCUCAGAGCAUCUACCAGCAGUUCCACUCCACAGUCAGUCCUCUGACCAUUGAGGUGUACGCAGACCGCUUCACUCCCCUGACCACCAGCGAUGGAGCCGCUGGCUUCUGGCAGCCCUACCUCCACGAUAAGGGCAACAUCCAGGAGACCAUGUGGAAUAAGAUGACCUUUGACUACUUGCUGAAAUGGCUCAGCUCUCCGGAUUCUAUAAAAAUGGGAAUCUUUCUUCAGUCGGGCUACAACCUCUGUGAGGAGCCUACUCCGGAGCCUUCAUUUAAGGACAUCGUUCUGGGCUUCAGAGAGCUCACUGACAGGGAGCUGCAGAUGUUUCCUGGAUACAAGUAUGGCUGGUUUAACACAGCCCUCAUGGUGGAAGGUAAAUCCUACCUACCGUGGCUGAUGGACUGGUUGAAAGAAAGAGGUGUCAAAUUUCAUCACAAGACGAUCAAGUCCUUUAAAGAGCUGUCUGAUUCGGGGGCAGACGUGAUCGUAAACUGCACCGGGGUCAGAUCAGGAGAGCUCCAGCCGGACCCGGAUCUUAAACCGGGCCGUGGCCAAAUCAUAAAGGUGGACGCUCCAUGGCUGAAACACUGGAUUAUCACCCACAGCAAUAAAGCUGGAACCUACAACACUCCAUAUAUCAUUCCAGGGAGUCGUCUUGUGACAGUUGGAGGAUGUUUCCAGGUCGGGAACUGGAGCGAACAGAACAACUCCACCGAUCAUAAACAUAUCUGGGAAUACGCUUGUCAGCUGGAGCCGAGUCUCAAGCAUGCCAGAAUAGUCGAGGACUGGGCAGGUCUCAGACCAGCUCGCAGUAAAGUCAGGCUGGAGCGGGAGACCAUACGGUCCGGUGCAUCUACAAUAGAGGUGAUACACAACUACGGUCAUGGAGGAUUUGGACUUACCAUCCAUCGAGGCUGCGCCCAGGAGGCAGCGAGGCUCUUCGGUCAGAUCUUGGAGCAGAAAGGAAAUUGUCCUAAAGCUCAGCUGUAGUUUAGUGUUCAGUAGCUGUGAAUAGUUCACUCUUAGGCACAAGCACUUCUAAUGGAAAUAUAAACACAGUAAAUUGACAAAUGAGUGGUAAUAACACUACAGUAAUAUAAAAUUGAAUGAAACUGCUUAAAUGGAGCCACAUUUAGUUAGAAUAAAAACUACAUCAAUAGUACUAAAAGCAUUUAUUUUUCCAAACGAUAAAAUAAUUACUUUAAAUUUUGUAAUAAAAACGUGAAUCCA